Equus quagga is the source of this 1562-nucleotide messenger RNA. RefSeq names its product sperm tail PG-rich repeat containing 2 (gene STPG2). The coding region runs from base 201 to 1562 and encodes 453 amino acids. The transcript is spliced from 11 exons. The record is from RefSeq and is a predicted model, not a curated record. Lineage: Eukaryota; Metazoa; Chordata; Mammalia; Perissodactyla; Equidae.
UCCCUGCCGCUUUACCAUGGGGUUAGAAAUCGACCUGAGGGAAAUCUGACACCAAUGAGCGGGUGGGGAGGCAGCCCCUCUGCUGGCUCCUCCGUGUAUGGAAGUUCUGCCCCCGCCUUCUCGCACUGUCUGCUUCCUUUUGCUCCACACCCCGUCUAGCCGCCCGAUUUUACCCCUUUUCAGCCACCCGCUCCUCCAUUAUGUAUGAUCGGGCUCCUCGCUGGCCCAGAUUGGCGAAAGGUGGCAGCACUGAGGAUCACGUGGGUCCUGGGUCCUACCAGGUACCUUUCCUGAAGCAGCAGGCAACAGGUGGCUAUGCCCCAUUCCUUUCUUUGGCUGCCAGAGACAGCGCUUUUACUGUUCCCUCUAGCACUGAGAAAGCUGUUCCAGGUCCAGGACACUAUAAUGUUUCAGAAGCACAGAAAAUUUCCAGGGCACCUACAGUUUCUAGAAGUGUUUAUGUUCCUUCAAUUCCUUCUUGUGGACAGUCAUAUGGUUAUCAUAUUAAGGAGGAUGGCAGUAUUAUAAAACAUUUUCCACCUGCUAGUGACAGCACGCUAGGUCCAGCCUACUAUAAACCUCAAUUUGAUUUUUCCAAUGCAACUUUGAAAUACAAGGGGAUACAUUUUGGCAACUCUUUGGGAAGACUAGAGUUACCCAUAAAGUCAGGGUCUGGUCCUGGACAGUAUGAUAUAGUCCAGAAAAAGACACCACAUUAUGAAAAUAUUAACAUCAAGAGAGAUCAACAGCAAAAUUAUUGCUUAUCUCUCCCACGACUUUAUGAAGUAAUAAUAUUGCAGGAGGAAAAAAAGAGAUUUGUACCUAUCAAAUCAAUCACUCCAGCUCCUGGCACUUAUGAUGAAUCUCGAACUGCUUUCGAGUCCUUGAAGAAAAUACCAGGAGUGAAAAAUACCCCAUUUGGUCAAAGUGCUGCUCGAUUCACACAGAAUUCUAGGAUAGAAGAAAUGCCAGGUCCUGGGUUUUAUAAUCUGAACAAUACUAUAAUUGACAACUUGAGCAAUACCUGCUUGAAGAAACAAAAGAAAGGUGCAUUUGGUUCUUCUGUUCCUCGGACUUUGUUCCUGGUUCAAGAAGAAGAUUUUACUACUCCCGGGCCUGCUGAUUAUCAGGCCUUUUGGAAUUCACAGGUCAGUGGAAUUUCUGAUGAACCACGUAACUUGACUAACCGAUGUGCUGCUUUCUUGUCAAGAACGGAAAGAAUUAUUAAACUAUCAGAUAUGGAAAUUCCAGCACCAGGCAGCUAUGAUGUUCAAAAAUCCUACGAGAUGUCCCAAGUUCAACAUAAAUACAUGCCACCUCAUAGUUUCGUGGCUAAAAUAAAACAUGCCUCCUUUCUUAGCACAACUCCUCGUGGCCUGGACACAAUGACUGAUGGGCCAGGGCCUGCAACAUACAAUCCUGUUUUACAGAAAUCUUGCUCCAUACCCUUAUUUUUUAAAGCAUCAAAACGUUUUAAAGAUUCCAAAGAGAUUACUCCUGGUCCAGCGACAUAUGAGGCUGUUGGUUCCCCCAGAAGACCGCUGCUAAAGCCUUCUGAUUAA